GCCCUCCUUACCCUCCAUUCAUUCCUAUCGACUCGGUUUGUCCGGAACUCUGCGCCAGCCAGUCCCAAGCAUACACCCCCCCCCGGUAUACUUUCCUUUCCUCCGGUUUAUGCCCCCGGUUGCAACACUUCCUUCGCAAUGCCUCCAUUGCCCUGCUGAACGCGCGGUCAUGCGCGUUCUUUGCUCCUCUAAUCGAUAUCUCCUCUCCUCCUCUUCCUCGUCCGUUGCUGCUUAUUUGGCCCCCUCUAUAUCCUCUCCGCUGAAGCCGCGAUACUUCCACCAAACCCGCUCGGCUCUCAAGAACCCGGCAAUCUUCAAAAAUAGUCUACAAAAAACCCUCGAAGCACACCGUUCCUCGAAUCGAGCUAGUUUAAUUCGCAGGAUACCGAAUAAACCAGAUGAUUCUGAACAGUCACCUGCGGAGGUUGCAACAAGCGAUGGGCCAUCGAACGGCCCCAACACAGAUGUAACUUUGGGGUCUUCCUCGACCCCAAAAAGCCCAAGGAGGAAAUCUCGCUCCAUUCAGAAGUCCCACCCGCCAUCCCGGCCUUCAUACGCAAGCCAGCUGAUACAUUGGGAUGCUGACCCUAAAAAGGGCCGGUCAGUUCAAUGUCCAUGGCUGGGUGGAGUGGAUUCAACUCGGUCCUUCAGUGACGGCCUCUCCCAGCUAGAUGUGGAGAUCAAGGCACUUGAAAAAUACCUCAGUCCGACCCCACCAGAGCAGGAGAGGGUUCAUCGGAUAACCGCACAUAUAGCUGGUCUUCUGGAAGGGACUGCGCCCCGUGCCCCCUGUAUCAUCGGAUCGUGGCGAACCGGGCUAGCCAUGAGCCACUCCAAUCUGGACCUUCUCCUCCCCGUCCCAGACUUGAUACGAUUCACCGAACAGGUUCGAAAACCAAGCGCCACGCGUCCGCAGAUCCUCACUCAGCACAAGCGUCUGCUCCGAGAUGUUGAACGGACCCUCCAGGACUUCCAAUCCUUCAACAUCAUCUACCCAUCCACCGCCGUCCAUCACGAGACGGGUCUUCGCGUACGCUUCUCCUGCGGAGAAGACAUCCCCCCCAUGGUUGAGUACAUUCAAGACUACUGUGCCGAGUACCCCUCCGUCCGACCUCUCUACAUGGCCGCGCGACUUCUCCUCGAAUCUCAAGGCCUAUGUGGCCAUGGCCCGAGAUCCCUUAAACCCGAAGCCCUAGUCAUGCUCGUCGUAGCAUUCCUAAAGCUGAAUCACGGCAAGUUCCAACGUUCUGACGGUUUGGGCGAGCGCCUUCUCGCCUUUCUCCAAAUGUAUGGCACGGAAGUCGAUCUCACGACGACCGGAAUCGCCGUCGAUCCUCCGGGUACCUUUGAUGCGGAUACUGUCCGCUCCGCCAGCCGGAUGUUCUCCAGUCAGCCGGACGAGAUCCCCGCCCAUUUGCGCGGUCAGCGAGCCAUCAUCAAUAUGAAGAAAACCGCCGCGUCCAUGGGCAACACAGCCGCGGCUACACGGCUAUGUCUGCAGAAUCCUACUAAUUAUUUGGAUGACCUGGGCCGUUCUUGUCUGGAUACUCCACAACUGCGGGCGGCGUUUGCGCGCGCUCAUGAGCGUCUUCGUACCGCUCUUGAUCACUGGGAUCAGUGCGCACCUGUAACUCUCGAUCACAGUCUGCUGAACUCGAUCCUGCAGGUGAACUUUGACGAAUUCAGUCAAAUGCGCGAUCGGCUUACUGCCGGGACGGUCGAUUCCACGUGACGUAUCGCCGACGCAAAUCUUGUGCUCCUUUAUGAUCUAACUCUACUUUUUCGAUCGCAAUCAAGCAUGUACUAUAACCCCUUGCAUGGGAAACACCUCUAUGUAUAUACACU
Molecule: messenger RNA, 1845 nt
Organism: Aspergillus costaricaensis CBS 115574
Lineage: Eukaryota; Fungi; Ascomycota; Eurotiomycetes; Eurotiales; Aspergillaceae
Exons: 1
Coding region: 170-1732 (520 amino acids)
Biological process (GO): RNA 3'-end processing
Cellular component (GO): TRAMP complex; nucleolus
Molecular function (GO): poly(A) RNA polymerase activity; mRNA binding
Source: RefSeq, a predicted model, not a curated record